Arachis duranensis is the source of this 2694-nucleotide messenger RNA. RefSeq lists its product as uncharacterized. The transcript has 15 exons. The record is from RefSeq and is a predicted model, not a curated record. Bases 748 to 2391 code for a protein of 547 amino acids. NCBI's taxonomy places the organism in Eukaryota, Viridiplantae, Streptophyta, Magnoliopsida, Fabales, Fabaceae. Gene Ontology annotation, molecular function: ATP binding; protein serine/threonine kinase activity. Gene Ontology annotation, biological process: peptidyl-serine phosphorylation; intracellular signal transduction.
UGCUACGUGAUUCCUCAAAAGUCUUCCCUUAUUAUUUUAGAGUGGUUUCCAACUCAAACACAAAAUCAAAAUCUGAAGAAAAGGAAAAAGUUGGGGGAAAAAAAAAACAAACGCAAAGCCAGCGAAUGGAAACGAAGCAUCCCAUUCAAAGUCACGGUCACAUCAUCUUCUAACACCAAAAGCUAAUGUGCUUCUCUAGUCUUCUACUACUACCGUUCGCCGUUAAUCACGCCGUGUACUUCUCUCUCUCACUCUCUCUCUCUCUACCAUUCACCAACGACUCCUAUCAACAUCUUUCUCUACUUCAGAUUCGUCUGAAAUUCAAGGUUUUUGGAACACUUUGUUCUUAAGUUCAAAUUUCUAGUUGACUGCUUGUUUAGUUAGUGCAGUUGUGCUUGAUGUUGGAUUCUGAAUUAUGAUUAGGAUUGGGAUUUACCACUUGCAGGCAAAUGAUGCUUCCAUUUCAAUGAAAUUCUGGGGAGUAGUUGAAUGUUCUGUCUCUGUGUUGAGGUUUUGCUUUUGAUCAGCUAAAAACAAUGAUGUGAAAGUUUGCUGAUUGGUUAUUGCCGGUUAUUGUGCUUGGACAGAAGUAGUGGUUAUCCAUGUUAAAAUCUUGUGGUGAACAGCGACGCCUUGAUUUUCAAGUCUGCUAAAAUGAGAUCCUUGUGUUGCAAAACUUUUUAGUCUCUAGCAUUUGGUGUAUAGAAUAUAUAAAGCGACAGCUUAACUUAAGCUUUGACGAAGAAAAUGGAAAAUACAAGGCGAUGGUUUAGUAAGUUCAAUUCAAAGGACAAAAUGAAGUCUUCAAAAAAUAAGGAAACUGUAGGAAUGACAAAAGAAGGAUCCAAACCCCCAACAAAUGAAGAGGCACCUUCAAAAGUAACGAAACAGAAAGUUGAAGCAGCAAAGCAGUACAUAGAAAACCAUUAUAAGAAGCAGAUGCAGAGCCUACAGGAAAGGAAGGAAAGACGUAAUAUGCUAGAGAAAAAGUUGGCUGAUGCUGAAGUCUCUGAGGAAGAGCAGAGCAACUUGCUUAAGUAUUUGGAAAAAAAAGAGACAGAAUACAUGCGGCUUCAGAGGCAUAAGAUGGGGACUGAUGACUUUGAGCCCCUCACUAUGAUUGGGAAGGGUGCUUUUGGAGAGGUCAGAGUCUGCCGGGAGAAGGCAACUGGUCAUGUAUAUGCUAUGAAGAAGCUUAAAAAAUCAGAGAUGCUUCGCAGAGGCCAAGUUGAACAUGUGAAAGCUGAGAGGAACCUACUUGCAGAAGUUGACAGCAAUUGCAUUGUAAAACUGUAUUGUUCCUUUCAAGAUGAAGAGAAUUUAUAUCUGAUCAUGGAAUAUCUUCCUGGUGGAGAUAUGAUGACAUUGCUGAUGCGGAAAGAUAUUCUGACAGAGGAUGAGGCCAGGUUCUAUGUUGGGGAGACUGUACUAGCCAUAGAGUCAAUUCAUAAACAUAAUUAUAUUCAUAGAGAUAUCAAGCCUGACAAUUUGCUGCUGGAUAGAAAUGGUCACAUGAAAUUAUCAGAUUUUGGUUUAUGUAAACCACUAGACUGCAGUAGUCUUCAAGAAAAGGACUUCUCUAUUGGUGUUAACAGAAGUGGAACCCUCCAGAGUGACGGACGUCCAACAGCUCCCAGACGAACACAACAGGAGCAAUUGCAGCAUUGGCAGAAAAAUCGGCGAAUGCUUGCUUAUUCUACUGUUGGAACACCUGAUUAUAUUGCUCCAGAAGUUCUGUUAAAGAAAGGAUAUGGCGUGGAAUGUGAUUGGUGGUCUCUGGGGGCCAUAAUGUAUGAAAUGCUUGUCGGGUAUCCACCCUUUUAUUCAGAUGAACCAAUGUCAACGUGUAGAAAGAUAGUAAAUUGGAGAACUCAUUUAAAAUUUCCUGAAGAAGCUAAACUCUCAGCAGAGGCAAAGGAUCUUAUUUGUAGACUCCUCUGUAAUGUGGAACAGAGGCUUGGAACCAAAGGAGCUGACGAAAUAAAGGCUCACCCGUGGUUCAAAGGUAUUGAAUGGGACAAAUUGUACCAAAUGAAAGCUGCUUUUAUACCUGAGGUCAAUGAUGAAUUAGAUACUCAAAAUUUUGAGAAGUUUGAAGAGGUGGACAAGCAAACUGAAACUUCAUCAAAGGCUGGCCCAUGGAGAAAGAUGUUGCCAUCUAAAGAUGUCAACUUUGUUGGCUACACAUAUAAGAAUUUCGAAAUCGUGAAGGAUCAUGAACUACCUGGAAUUGCUGAAUUGAAGAAAAAGAACACAAAACCUAAAAGACCAUCCAUUAAAGCCUUGUUUGAUGAUGAAUCAGCUAUGGCUGCGAAUCAACAGGCAAAGGGGAGCUUCUUAAACCUCUUACCUCCUCAAAUGGAAGUUCCUGAGAAAAGUGGAUCACAGUGAACUGUACUGAUAUUUUACUGAACUUGUGGAUUGCCACUGAUUGUUUUAAUAUUUUUUCACAAUUCUUUUUCAGCUUGCCGUUCAGAGUUUAGUUUCGGAAGCAAAAGUGUUUGGCUAACUGGAAUACGCUUCUGUAGAAAAAACUUUUAAAAUUUGUAUAUUCUUUGGUUCACCUUUUGUGAAAGCUGAUAUGUUAAAAGUAUUCACAACUUAUUUCUUGUAAUUAAUGUUACUGAUACAAGUAUUGAUAAGGAUGUACAAAUUUUCAUAAACUGAAACAACCAUUACUCCGUUCACUUCAAA